Molecule: messenger RNA, 480 nt
Organism: Manis javanica (Malayan pangolin)
Lineage: Eukaryota; Metazoa; Chordata; Mammalia; Pholidota; Manidae
Source: RefSeq, a predicted model, not a curated record
AUGGCUUACCUGGUCAGCCUGGAACACCAGGAUCUAAGGGAAUUUAAGGCCAUCAUGGUGCAAAAGGAGAGAGGUGAAAAGGGAGAUCCUGGUGUCAGAGGUGCCAUCGGACCGAAAGGAGAAUCUAGGGUGGGUGGGCUGAUGGGGCCUUUGGGUCCUCAAGGACAACCUGGGGAAAUGGUGCCUGAGGGACCACCAGGACUGAACAGGAAGCCUGGGAGAGAGUUUUCAGAACAGUUUAUUCAACAAGUUUGCACUGAUGUAUUAAGCAACCAAUUACCAGUCUUACUUCAGAGUGGAAGAAUUCAAAACUGUGAUCAUUGCCAGUCCCAACACAGUUCCCCUGGAAUUCCUGGGCCCCCUAGUCCCAUGGGCCCCAAAGUUCCCCGAGGAUUUCCUGGCUUGCCAGGAAGAGAUGGUGUUCCUGGGUUAAUGGGUGCUCCUGGACGCCCAGGUGUCAAAGGAUUAAAAGGUACAUAA